CUAGCCCAUAACACCGUAUCCAAAAACGCCAAUCUUCAAAUUCAAUUCCCACCACUAUACACAGAUCGGAUACUGUUGAAAAUACUCAGAGAGAUAGCCAGGAUCUGGAAGAUAUUGAUGCACAUUUUAAUGUAUUUAGAUAUUAAUCUAGAUGUCGAGAAAAUCGAGAAAAUAGUAAAAAUUGUCUGUUGUGGUGAAAAUGUCCAUUAUGAUGGGACACACCAACACAGGAGGGUAGUGUUGGCGCGUCAGGGGGCACAGCUAGUUAACGGUAACUAUUCUGAGAGCUAA
Molecule: messenger RNA, 291 nt
Organism: Rasamsonia emersonii CBS 393.64
Lineage: Eukaryota; Fungi; Ascomycota; Eurotiomycetes; Eurotiales; Trichocomaceae
Exons: 1
Source: RefSeq, a predicted model, not a curated record